This is a messenger RNA of Neurospora tetrasperma FGSC 2508, 4802 nucleotides long. RefSeq lists its product as uncharacterized. The transcript is spliced from 8 exons. Gene Ontology annotation, molecular function: protein binding. The record is from RefSeq and is a predicted model, not a curated record. Lineage: Eukaryota; Fungi; Ascomycota; Sordariomycetes; Sordariales; Sordariaceae. Gene Ontology annotation, cellular component: cytoplasm; nucleus. Bases 1 to 4620 code for a protein of 1539 amino acids.
AUGACCGCGCUCAACACCUUGCCGGCCGAACUUCUCCUGGACAUUGGAGAACGUCUCGAUCGCAGAGACUUGGCCUCUCUGAUCCGUGUCUCCAGAUCUUGUCACGCUGUCUUGACUGACAAAUUAUACAAUGUCAGAGGCAAGCAAGAGGCUGUGCGUUGGGCCGCCGAUAAUGGCAGCUGCUUGGUCAUGAAAACCGCGCUAUCGCGAUCCCUCAAUGAGAAUGAAAAGUCCGAACUCGUCAGCAUACCCAUCCUUCGUCCGCUUGUGCCGCCAGACCGCCGCUGGCCGCUAAUGGCUACUCCGCUUGCUCGCGCAUCGUAUCAUGGUCAUCUUGAUGUUGUCACCUAUCUCUUGAAUGUUGGAGCACGCCAAGACAUAUCGUCGUACCGGCUCUGCAAGUGCAUUGACUUGCAAAGUAUCUUCGAGGGCUUCGAGGGCCACGAUUUUCCCAAUGUCCCGACUUGGUAUCCUCUUCACUACGCAAUAUGCAGUAAGAAUGAAGAGAUCGCGCUGCUCCUUAUCGACCGGGGUGCGCCCUUGGUGGUGUGUCAAGGUGGCCCCCAUAUCACUGCACUCCAAAGUGCCGCUGCGAACGGUUGUCUAAAGGUCGUACAGCGUCUCGCGAAACGAUACCGUGAGCUGAAUCAUGGUCCUUUGUUGACCCCCGGGCAGAGGGUAGAUGUAGGUCGUCCGCCGGCCCCCAAUGCAACCGAUGCUCGUCUCAACUCUGCGAUGCACUACCUCGCGCUGUGUCCGCGUCGUGAAUAUGUUCGCGAAAUCUGUCUCUACCUGAUGGACCUCGGGGUUCCGCUAGAUACUCCAUGGGGUAGUAUGGCCAUGUCGCCCCUUUUAAUGGCAUGCGCAUUGGGAAAUUUUACGGUAGCUAGUGAAUUUGUGCAAUUCGGAGCAAACCUUCAACGUCGGGAUCCGACAGAGCAGGAACGUCAACAACUUCUCCAAGAAGACGUGUUGCCCGAACACCGGCAAACAAACGCCUCAUACGUGUACACUGCCCUGGGAGCCACGUAUAGACGAGCUAAGCAGGCCGGCGUUGUGUGGCGUCCAGGCGGCAAGGCGCGCUGGGAAAUCGAACGGCAGAACUUUAUCAGAAUAUUCAUCCAGCACAAUGGCAAGGUUAACGAACCCGUCAGUCGAGCUGGUGACACCGCUUUGGCAAGAGCAGCCGAACGAGGGCUCGUGGCUGAGGUCCGAAUACUUAUCUCGGAGGGAGGCGCUGUUGUUGACAAGCCAGAUGCGUUUGGAAUGACACCGUUGUGCAAGGCUGCUCUACACGGUGGACUUGCUGCCGUUGAAACGCUCUUGGAAGCCGGGGCGGACCCAAACCUUCCCAGUCGAAUUGGUCAAAUCACGGCCCUGGAGAUGAUCAGUGGCAUGAUUGCGGUGCCAGAAAUCGAGCAAAUAAUCAUCUUGCUACUACGCUACGGUACACGUGUAGGAAGAUUAUCACCUCGAUCUCCCCAUCAGUAUGAACGAACUCACUUGAUCGGUUUGUUGAAGCGAGUUCUCGAUCGUAACAACCCUUCAGACUACUUGGCCGUGUCGACAAUUCUCGAAAACAGUACUGAAGCAAACAUAGCGCGUGGGUGUUGGCAAUACGCAGCCGAGGUUGCCCUUCGUCUCGAUAAGAAUGGGGAUUCCAAGAAGCCAGGACACAGACAAUUGUGCUUACUCCUAGGUACCUUUGGUUCCAACGUUGGCUAUGCCUUUGAUGAUUCCAGACUCUGCUCGAUUGUUAAGCAGCUCAUCAAGACAGGCCACCCGGAGAACAUGUCGUGUCUGUUUUACCUUGGAGGAAGGAAUAUGGAACUUCAACUGCGGGACUAUUUCCCAAGCGUGGUUAGGACACUCAGCGGCGUCUUCACUCGAGAAGCGAUGCUGGCCUUGGCCUUGACGCAUAGUAAAGAAUCAGCGUUGCCUUUGGUCUCUCAAUUGCUCGCUGACAACGAUAUCGACGUCACUGGGAGACUUCACUGUCUCAGCACCAAACCGACGCUACUUCAUCUGGCUUGUAGCAACGGCGACUGGGGAUCCGCAGGCCUGCUUAUCACCAGAGGUUGUUCCGCGAACGCUGUCAAUGGGUGUCUUUUAACGCCCUUGGCGGAGGCCGCAGCGGGCGGUUACAGGAAGCUGGUCGAAGCUCUGAUGGACUGUACAGCGGCUGAUCCACACGAGUCAUUCCGGAGUCCUUCAGACACCACCAGAGUAUUGCAAGAUCACUUGGCAGUUCAAGAAGACUUUCUUCGCCCGCCUCCCGGAGCCAAGCUCUCCCAAUUCGUCGUCCGUGAGCUCAUGAAGCUCCAGGGUGCACCUUUAGGGUUUACCGAUAGUGAUACCAGCAAUCAGCACUCAUUGGACCCAUCUCUUCCCAAAAGGGGGGCUCGGAACCGUUACACGCCACAUCUCUCUGGAUUCUCUGCUCUUGAAGCGGCCUGUCACGAGGGACACACCGGUGUCGUAAAAGCAAUUCUCAAACGUCACCCCCUUGCAAGACAUACCCAUCUCCAAGUCCAAAGGGGUUACAUGCUCGUAAAGCCGUCGUCCAGUCUUCUGACUGAUGCGAUCAUGAACGGACACUGGGACACAACGCACAUUUUACUCAACAACGGAGCAGAUCCCAACCAGGGCAUCCUCCGCGGCUGUCUCGACCUAACUCCCCUCCACAUCUGCGUGGAGGCACUUGUGCACACAGUCCGGUUGUACAACGCCGAAGCCGAGACCCUUGCUACCGAGCAGCCUAUACCCCCCGGCUCCGAGGCUCCGCCCCCGUUCCCACCGGAUAUGCAUCCCCAACUAUUGCCGUUCGUCAAGAGAAUUCAGAAAAUUGUUAGUGUCAUUGCGCACCUAAAGAACAGAGGUGCAAAGGAGGAAUCAGACAAUUCUGUAUUCAGGAUCGUUCACAAACUGGAGGGUGAACCGUUCUCGCAUAAUACAAUGGACUUGUUGAAGAGGUUUAUGAACAGAGAGGACCCAGAGUACAUGGGGGGAAGGUUCAUGGAGAGACAUGAGGUGGUGGUGACGAGGAAGUUUACGCUGGAUCCGGAGGGCAAGAAGAUUGUUCUGAGUGCUGAGGCAAACGACGAAUCGAAGAAUGAGGGUAAGGGUCUCCCGAAGAAGACAAAUUCAACCCCACAGUUAGAGACAUGGCAAUCCCUUGGGCUCUUUGGCUUUGAUACAAGCUCCCAUAUGGUUCAAGACGUGGUCGCCGGUCUAGCCCCAAGCACCUGGGCCAGCGCCCACGGAAGAGGAACUCCCAGUCCCGACACUCGCCCCCGCCGCACGUCAUUAAUAGCCCAACUCCAAAUGCGGCGCUCCUCGGGGGUCCUGGGCCUCGCCGGCAAAGCCCUCGCCAUCUGCCUUCUCCUCUUCUUCCUUUCGACGGGCGCCUACGGCGGCAUGAUCACCGGUUUCACCAAUGGCUUCUUUGCCGCGCUCACACGGAUCAAAACCGACCCUUCGGUCAUCGUGGGGUACGAGCCAAAGGAAGAAUUUACGGGGGUGAAGGCGGUGGAUCAAAUUUUGGUUACGCUGGUGACGUUUUUUGCUGCUUGGUUGGAUGCUGGGGGCCCGGUGGAGGGAACAUCGUGGGAGGAGACGUGGGAAGGGCCGUGGCUGGUGGGCUUGGUAAAGGGAAGGGAGGGGACGCAGCGGGGAAGGACGUGGGACGUGGAUGUGCCGCUUUGGAUGGCUAUGGUGCAGUUUGCGGGUGCUUGGGCGUUGGUGAGUGUAGAGGGGGCGAGGAGGGGCAAUCAGGGGAGGGUAGUUGGUUGGACUGGGUUCUGGGGUAUGGGCAUGCAAUUAUUGUCAUACACCAUCGCGGGCCCGAUUUACUUCAUCGUCUACUUGGUUACAUCGCCCGUAGCAAGUGGCAGCGACGUGGACGCGCUGGUCGUCGACGGAUGGGAGAUGGCCAUGCUGCCAGUGUGCGUCACAAUGGCCUUCAUUGUUCCGGCGUUCAUGAUGGGAUUACCAAGCAUGCCGCAAGCUGAGCACCAGAAUUGGAUAGCUACCUGGCAGGUGUUUCCCAUUCUGCAGGCUAACCUGAUUUUCUUCCUCAAGAGCUUGUGUGGCUCUUCUGAUGCUGGAGCAGAGGGGAGAAACAGCAGCAGAGUCACGAAUGGGGGGAAAGCGGCCGGCGCAAGCCCGGUGUAUCGAUUCACCAUGAGCCUGUGCAUAGUGGCUCAACUGGCCUUCCUUGCCAUUGCGCUGAUCCCGCCCACUGCUUUGCCAGAAAGCUUGGCUGCCUCGUAUCCGUGGCUCUCGACGAUGUUGAGGGAGGUGAGCAUUGGUUCGGCUCUCCCUAGGGCCCUAUGGAAUCCACCGUCUACCGAUACGGCGAGCCCGAUCCGGAUUACAUAUUUGGCGCCGUUGGCGAAGCACUUUCUUCAGUGGGAUGUGUACAGCGGUAACUUUGCGCUGCUCACCUGGGCUGCAUACCAAUAUUGGACUGCUGGAGUCGGCGGUUUUAAGCGAUUCGGCAAGGCGUUGGGCUGGUUCGUGCUUGGUGGGCCGGUUUCGGCAGCGGCAUAUCUUUUGUGGGAGAGAGAUGAGGCCGUUGUCGAAAGAGAGGAUGAGCGGGGGAGGAGGAGAAGUCGGUAAACGGUGAAGACGGGAGACGGGAGUUUGACCAAGAAGAGACGGACCGGGGCAAGUCGAAGUCGGGGACCGGAAACCAAUGACAAACUCCGAAAUGCGGGGGUUCCGAGCUUGUGGGUCCCCUCACUCACUGCUCCCGCGGCUACGGUGGCCCAAGUCAGGUCUAUGCUCAAUUGAAAAAGUUU